CAGCAGGACGGCAGCCAAUAAAAUGGAUAGCUGGGGAAGCUGGCUUGGGUUUGAAUUUGUGGCUGAGCCUGAGGCGCCUGGAAGCCGUUUUCCGCCAAGUUGUCGCUGUCACUUCUUCGAGGUGACUGCCUAACAUGAACCGAAAAUGACACCAUAAUAAACAUGCUAAAUGUGGACAGGGGAAAAACCACAAGACCUCAACCCUAUGCAAUAAAAUACUGGCAACUAAGGAAUGCUGCAAGCAGAAGAAAUAGUUCCUACUUAAAUGUUGUUUGGGGAAGCAGGGUGUAAAAAAAAAUACCCAGGUGUUUAUGGAAGCAGGAAUCAAGAUAACUAAAGAUGUCUGACACUGAAGAUUUAUGUCACCACAUGAAAGUAGUUGUUCGUGUCCGUCCUGAGAAUACAAAAGAAAAGGCAGAUGCAUUCCGUAGAGUGGUGCAUGUUGUGGAUAAACAUAUACUCGUUUUUGAUCCAAAACAUGAAGAAGUCAGUUUUUUUCACAGAGCGAAAACUACAAAUUAUGAUAUUACUAAAAGACAAAAUAAAGAUCUUAAGUUUGUUUUUGAUGCUGUUUUUGAUGAAACAUCAACUCAAAUGGAAGUUUUUGAACAUACAACCAAGCCAAUUCUUCAUAGUUUUCUCAAUGGAUACAAUUGCACAGUACUUGCAUAUGGUGCCACUGGAGCUGGAAAGACUCACACAAUGCUGGGAUCAGCUGCUGAGCCCGGGGUGAUGUACCUAACAAUGUUAGCCCUUUUCAAAUCCAUGGAUGAGAUUAAAGAAGAAAAGGUGUGCAGUACUGCAGUUUCUUAUCUGGAGGUGUAUAAUGAACAGAUUCGUGACCUCUUGACAAAUUCAGGACCACUUGCUGUCAGGGAAGACACCCAAAAAGGAGUGGUUGUGCAGGGUCUCACUUUACACCAGCCUAAAUCCUCAGAGGAAAUAUUACAGCUACUAGACAAUGGAAACAAAAACAGGACACAGCAUCCCACUGACAUGAAUGCUACAUCUUCUCGUUCUCAUGCUGUUUUCCAGAUUUAUUUGCGACAACAAGACAAAACAGCAAGCAUCAAUCAAAAUGUCCGUAUAGCCAAAAUGUCACUCAUUGACCUUGCAGGAUCUGAGCGGGCCAGUACUUCUGGUACUAAAGGGACACGAUUUGUAGAAGGCACAAAUAUUAAUAAAUCCCUUUUAGCUCUUGGGAAUGUCAUCAAUGCCUUAGCAGAUACAAAGAGAAGGAAUCAGCAUAUUCCUUACAGAAACAGUAAGCUUACUCGCUUGUUGAAGGAUUCUCUUGGAGGAAACUGUCAAACUAUAAUGAUAGCUGCUGUUAGUCCUUCCUCUUUAUUCUACGACGACACAUAUAACACUCUUAAGUAUGCUAAUCGUGCAAAAGAAAUUAAAUCUUCUCAGUUGAAGAGCAAUGUUCUUAAUCUCAACAGUCACGUAUCUCAAUAUGUGAAGAUCUGUAACAUGCAGAAAGCAGAGAUUUUAAUGUUGAAAGAAAAACUAAAAGCCUAUGAAGAACAGAAAGCCUUGACUGACAAAAAUGACUCUGCAAAAUUAGUACAAUCAAACACUCAAGACAAAGAAAUUGAAAGAUUUCAAGAAAUUCUGAACUCCUUGUUCCAGAAUCGAGAAGGAAUCAGGCAAGAAUAUCUGAAAUUAGAAAUGUUACUUAAAGAAAAUGAACUAAAGUCAUCCUAUCACCAAGAGUGCCAUAAACAAAUAGAGAUGAUGUGUUCUGAAGACAAAGUAGAAAAGGCCACUUGCAAACGAGAUCAGAGACUUGAAAAGCUGAAAACUGUUCGCAGUUUCCUAGAGAAAAAGAAGGAAGAGACGUUGAAACAAUUUGAGGAAAAUACUAAUUGGCUACAUCGAGUGGAAAGUGAAAUGGGACUCUUAGGUCAAAAUGGUGAUAUUCCAGAGGAGCUCAAUAAAGAUCUUCAUUGUCACCAUUUACACCUCCAGAACAAAGACCUCAAAACACAAAUUGAACACAUGAUGGCUCUAGCUUGUCUCCAAGAACAGCAGCACAGGCAGACAGAGGCAGUAUUGAAUGCUUUAAUUCCAGCACUAAGAAAACAGUAUUGGAGGUUGAAAGAAACUGGCCUGUCAAAUGCUGCUUUUGAUUCUGACUUCAAAGACAUUGAACAUUUAGUAGAGAGGAAAAAGAUGGUGGCUUGGGCUGACCAAACUACCGAACAUUCAAAUCAAAAUGAUCUCCCAGGGAUUUCUCUUCUCAUGACCUUCCCACAGCUUAGACCAAUUCAGUCUAUUCCUUGUUGCACAUCCUUGAGUGAACCUAACUUGCGUAAAAUUACUCCACCAAAAAGAGCCAGAAGAAAAUUAAUUCCUUGUUCCUUGAAAGUAAAGCAUACUCAGAAGUCUACAUUGUCUGAAAGUACACAGCUGAAUAAUUCUUUCAGCAAAGAACUUCAGCCUAUUGUUUAUACCCCAGAGGACUACAGAAAACCUCAAGAGCCAUCUCCAACCUUAACAAGACCUUUGCCACAUACUGCCGGUGUGAUCAGUGACAAUUCCCUGAAAGCACUGUGUAAAGUAGACUCUCCUCUCAGCAGCAGAGCCGAGUCUGAACAGGGUUUAGACUCUACAGUUAUUAUAUGUGAUGACAUCAAGAGCUUGAGGAAUCAAUUGCCUGAACAAGAAUCACUACUAAGCAGCAAAAACAUUUUGCAGAGGCUUGAGUCUUCUGCAUUUUCAACUAAGGAUUCUAGGACUGUAUCAACAAGUGUGCCGUCCUACAUGGCAAUGACAGCUGCUGCAAAGAGGAAAUGGAAACUAACAAGUUCUCCAUCAAAUGCUUCAUUAAAAUCCAACGAGAAUCAUGGAUGUGCCAAACGCAUUCGAAAAGAUAAUUCAAGUGAUAAGAUCUUGCAAGAAAACAGACCGACAGUAGGCUACAGAAGAACCACCAAGAAAAUAAAUUCAAAUGUGCUUAGAAAAUUUAGAAGAAAUACUUCAAAAGAAAAUGUACGAUGAAAAUUGUAAAUGUCUUUUGCCUGCUAUUUGUCCCUUCAGAAAUGUAUUUCAAGUCUGUGAAAGAAAGCCAUCUAAAACUGUUUACUCAAAUAUUUUCAGCAAGCAAAAUGAAACUUCUUUUGUAUUUAAAAUAAAUAUAAAACUACAACAGGUCAUGUUUCCCAUUUCUCCAAUAUUUGUUACUCUUGAAAAAUCGCUGUCAACAUGAUGUCGGUUUAGUUUUAUUUUACCACAGGUUGAUUUAGGACGUUGUAGAAAAAAUAGAGAAUAACAUUGCCCUUAUAAUUUUCAAAAAUAGGGAGACUUUAAAAGUCAUAAAAUUAGGGAGAAGAGGUAUUUGGUCUUCUAUUGUGUGGCAAUAUGUUUUAUUCAUUCAUGUGAUUUUGCUUUCUAAAACUUUGGUGUAAAAAUAUAGAUAUAUGUGUCCGUAACAAUACUAUAAGGUAUUGUUUAAAUACCUGCCUUAAAUAAAAUACUAAUAUUUUAUUACUUUGUGUAUUAAAGAUGUAGAUUUUAAAGUGUUUAGUUUUCCUAUUUUAUUGUAACCUCUUAUGUUCUAAAUAUUAAUUUUUAUAAGCAUGAAUUUUUUUUAAUUUGUUUUUAAUAUUAGAACAAGAUAAUAUGUACCCAGAUCAAAUCUGUAAGCAAUCCAGAGGUUUCUUAAUAAAGAGGAAUGGUGAGAAAACAUUUUAAUCAUUCCUGUUACUAUACAGAUUACAUAAAGCUACAACUUAAUUACCUGACCUUGUUCACUUGUCUGGUUUGGCCUACUUUUGUGGUCAAAAGUACGAAUUUUUACCUAACACACUUUUACAUUUGUGCCUUCAAGGAAUCUUCACGCCCAACCUAACAGCCAUACAACUUAUAAGACUUCUUAAAGCUUUUACUUAGCUAUUUUUGUUUGUUUGUUUUUAAAUUUAAAAUCUGAGAAAGCAUAAGACAGAAUAAUCUUCAUGGCUCCUAGAUUCCUAGGAGUAUAGUCAGAAUCUGUCAUAGGUAAGGCCCAAUAAUUUUUCACCAUACUCUGUGGUUAGUUUUUUGUUGUGUUGACUCUCAGCUUUAUUCCUUUCAAAUUACUUCAGGUAAUUAUGUUUCAAAGGAAAUCUUUUUACCAUAUGAAUGACAGAAGAUUAGUAAAUGAGGCCCAAGUUGUUUUAGUGCAUAAGGGCACUUGCUGACCUAAGUUGAUCCCUGGAACCCCAAAUGUUAUCAUCCAUUCUGCACAUCCACAUACACAAAGCAAGUCACUGUGCAUGCCUGUCAUCCACCUCGUGUCCUAAGUUAUGGCAGUUUCUUACACGAUUUUUAUCAGAGAUUUUCUUUUGGCAAAAAAAUGAUUUUACACUAGAACCAUGUUAAGGAGGAAAUACUAAAUGUGAGAAUAGAAAGCUGUUUUAAUAUGUGAAUAACUUCAGAAUAUUUGUUUUGAAACUACAACAAGUAUGCUGUUAAGUCAUUAUACAGCCAUUUUAAAGAACUAUGUAAAAAGUAGACCAAUCAAAUUUACAUUUAUGAAUAUGUACAUAUAUAUACAGGGAGAGAGAGUUUAGCAAAUCUUCACAAAAUGAAUAUACUUCUGAAGUAAAAUUGCUUCCUCCUCAGCUGCCUGUAUUCCCAGAUGUUACUAUUAAUUGUCCAGUUACCACCAAAUCAUUUAUUCUUAUAUGUGUCAUUUGUUGCUCUAACAAAAGCAACUUGAAGGAAAGGUUCCAUUUGACUUUUUGAAAGGGUACCAUCUAUCAUGACCAAAAAACAUGGUGGCGGGUACAUGAGACAACUGUCCACAGUGCAUCUGCUGCUGCUGUUUUGUCCUUGUUCAGUUUGGAACCUUGCUGCCGCAUUUCAGAGUUGGCCUUGCAUACUGAAACUUCUGAAAAUGCUGUCAUAAACAUACCCAGGGGUGUUUUCUUGGUGAUUCUAAAUCUACUCAAGUUGAUAAUGAAGAUUAAUUAACCCUCAAGAUUUAUACUCUUGUAUAUACAUGUGUAGAUCCUGUUUAAUUAAAAAGUAUCACACUUUUUUAUUUUAUUCAGUUUCAUUUUUUACAUUUAAAU
This is a messenger RNA of Meriones unguiculatus (Mongolian gerbil), 5057 nucleotides long. It is a transcript of the gene Kif18a, whose product is annotated as kinesin family member 18A. Gene Ontology annotation, biological process: microtubule-based movement. Gene Ontology annotation, molecular function: microtubule binding; ATP binding; microtubule motor activity. NCBI's taxonomy places the organism in Eukaryota, Metazoa, Chordata, Mammalia, Rodentia, Muridae. The coding region runs from base 340 to 3003 and encodes 887 amino acids. The record is from RefSeq and is a predicted model, not a curated record. The transcript has 18 exons.